CUAAUCUUUACUGAGAGAUCAGAAGUUACUGCACUCUUGAACAGACGCUCCUUAGCUGGAGCUCCAGGCUGAGAUAUGAGGUUUUCUCUUUGGCCAGUUUCUUCGUAUUCUUUGGCCCUUCUGUCUUUUUUGAGUCAAUGUGUAACAGCAGUGGAGAGACACUACUACAUUGCUGCAGUUAACAUUAAUUGGGAUUAUACAACAAAUGGACCUCAAAGUGCUGGUCCCAUCUAUAAAAAGACAGUGUACAGGGAAUAUGACCCAGGUUUCAAAAUGGCUAAAACAACUCCAUGGUCAGGGCUGCUGGGACCCACGCUCCGUGGCCAAGUUGGUGACACCAUCAUUGUCACGUUCAGGAACAUGGCGGAUCAUCCCUGUAGUAUCCAUCCACAUGGCAUUGCUUAUGGAAAACAGUCUGAAGGAGCUUUGUACUUUGACAAUACGUCCCAGUUUGAGAAAGAGGAUGAUGUCAUACUUCCUGGCAAAGAGCAUACAUACUACUGGGAGGUGACUCCAGAGGUGGCCCCACAGGCUGCAGAUCCCCCGUGUGUCACAUACACUUAUUUCUCACAUAAUGAUAUUGUCAAGGACUACAACACAGGCCUGAUUGGUACACUGCUAAUUUGUAAGCCUGGCAGCCUUGAAGAGUCCGGAAAGCAGGUCCAUUUCAAUCAGGAAUUCACACUGUUGUUUGGGGUGUUUGAUGAGAGCAACACCUGGUACAGCAAAGGGGAUGCACCACUUAAGGAGAAUGUGAAAUAUACAAUCAAUGGCUUCACAAAUGGCUCUGUCCCUAAUCUGAGUGUGUGUGCACAUUCCAAAGUAACCUGGAACUUGGUUGGUAUGAGUUCUGAGCCAGAGCUUUUUUCCGUGCACUUCAAUGGCCAGGUUCUACAGCAGAGUGGGCACAAGGUGUCUUCAAUCGGCAUUAUCAGUGGAACAGCUACCAGUGCAGAGAUGAUGGCCAUCUACCCUGGUCGCUGGCUUCUCUCUUCUCACAUUAGCAAACACUUGGAAGCUGGGAUGCAUGGCUUCCUGCAGGUUAAUAAAUGUGAAGAGUUUACUGCACCAAAGCGAAAGCUCACCAUCCAACAAAGGCGAGAUAGUCAAGUAUGGAUUUACUACAUUGCAGCUGAGGAGAUAAUUUGGGAUUAUGCCCCAAAUUUGCCAGAUAAUGUGGACAGGAAUUUUCGGUCCACGUACUUAAAACAGGGUGCAUGGCGGAUUGGUAAGAAAUAUAAAAAAGCUGUGUUCACUCAGUAUACAGAUGAAUCAUUUAAAGAAAGGGCAGAACACAAGCAAAGGAAGAAGGAGUUGGGAAUUCUUGGUCCUGUGAUCAGAGCACAGAUCAGAGACAUAAUAAAGAUUGUGUUCAAAAACAAAGCAUCACGUCCGUACAGCAUUUAUCCUCAUGGUUUAACCAUUGAUAAAGCAGCAGAGGGAGUCAAUUACCCUGAAGGAGGGUACCAGAGCCAUGCAGUGCAACCAGGGGAGACUUACACAUAUGUGUGGCAAGUCAUUGAGGAGGACGAGCCAUUAAACAAUGAUUCAAGGUGUCUCACCAGGAUGUACCAUAGUGCAGUGAACACUCCACGAGACAUUGCCUCAGGCCUUGUUGGGCCACUUCUCAUCUGCAAAAGCCAGUCCCUCAGUACCAGGAAUGUCCAGCUGAGAGCAGACAAAGAGCAGCAUGCUAUGUUUGCAGUGUUUGAUGAAAACAAGAGUUGGUACCUAAAUGAGAACAUCCUCACAUACUGUGGAGAACCAAAAAAUGUAAAACCAGAUGACCCAGAGUUCUAUAAAUCAAAUGUUAUGCACACAAUCAAUGGUUAUGUGUACGAAAGUGGUCAAGACCUGGGCUUUUGCAAUGGUGAGAUUGCAACUUGGCAUGUUUCUAGCGUUGGGGAACAAGAUGACAUCCAAACAGCCACAUUUUAUGGACACACAUUUGAGCUGAACAACAGAGAGGAGGACAUCCUCAGUCUGUUCCCCAUGACAGGAGAGACAAUCACCAUGAACAUGGCUAAUAUUGGAGUUUGGUUAAUGGCAUCACUGAACACACAUGAGACUCAAAAAGGAUUAAGACUGAAGUUUAAGGAUGUUGAAUGCUUUAGGGAUUACGUCAUGGAAGAUUCUUACAAUGAUAAUGAUUACGAUAUAUCAACAGAUGUAACAGAGAGUUACAAUGUGUGGAAACCCAUAAAUGAGACAGUGUUAAAAAAGGAAAAAUCAAAACCAAAGCCAAGCACAAAUAUUAUUGAUUCAGACACUGAUGAUUAUGCACUACUGCUUGGUAUAAGGACACUGAAAAACACAGGUCCAAAUGAUAUGGAACAGUUAGACCUUUCUAUCUUAGAUGCUACUGAUGGUGCACUACUUGACACUGAUGUGGUCCAAAACAUAACCCAUUUGGGGUUUGAGUUUGAUGACAACAACCUUACAACAAAAGCUGUUCAAAAGGAAAACACAGCAGAGUCAUUGAUCAAAUUAUCUCUGGAGUCGGCACCUGCUAAUUCCAUAAUCAAUGGAACUAACAGUAUCACCACUAAUCCCAGUAACAUCUCACUUCUACAAAAUAUUGACAGUGAAAUCACCUCAGAGAACAGACACAAUACAUCAUUAAUAACCGAAGAGACAAGGCCAUUGCUAUCAACCCAACCAUCAAAGACGCAUAAAGAGAAUGUGACAGAGGCACAGACCCUGGAAUUCUCAAUGCUGAGCUCUGUAGAGGUGGUAGACGAAGAUGACAGGAAAAGGGACAACAUAUUUAUUUACAGCGUACCUGCAAACUCUCAUGUUACCAUUACAGAUGUUGAAGAUGUGAAAGAUUUUGUGCUAUUGGAUGAUGGUGAACAAAUAGAAACAAACAGCCAUGGGCAUUUACUUGAGUACAGCAUCUCACCUACAGAACUUCCUAACAACACCAUUUUGGAACUGCUUGGCAAUACCACUCAAACCACAUGGCUUGAGGAUGCCCAAGAAUUAAAUCAUACAAAGAUGAACUCAGAAUCAUUAUAUGAAAUGAGUCAAGAAUUGAAUAACCCUAAAGUGGUUGCAGAUUUUACACUGAAGAUCAUUCAAGAAUUAAAUGGCACUCAAGUGGACUCCGAAUUUUCAGUCAAGGAAGAUAAAGAAUUAAAUAGCAACCAAGUGGACUCCGAAUUUUCAAUCAAGGAAGAUAAAGAAUUAAAUAGCACCCAAGUGGACUCCGAAUUUUCAAUCAAGGAAGAUAAAGAAUUAAAUAGCAACCAAGUGGACUCCGAAUUUUCAAUCAAGGAAGAUAAAGAAUUAAAUAGCACCCAGGUGGACUCCGAAUUUUCAGUCGAGGACGAUAAAGAAUUAAAUAGCACCCAAGUGGACUCCGAAUUUUCAGUCGAGGAAGAUAAAGAAUUAAAUAGCACCCAAGUGGACUCUGAAUUUUCAGUCGAGGAAGAUAAAGAAUUGAGUAGCACCCAAGUGGACUCUGAAUUUUCAGUCGAGGAAGAUAAAGAAUUAAAUAGCACCCAAGUGGACUCUGAAUUUUCAGUCGAGGAAGAUAAAGAAUUAAAUAGCAACCAAGUGGAUUCCGAAUUUUCAGUCGAGGAAGAUAAAGAAUUAAAUAGCACCCAAGUGGACUCCGAAUUUUCAGUCGAGGAAGAUAAAGAAUUAAAUAGCACCCAAGUGGACUCUGAAUUUUCAGUCGAGGAAGAUAAAGAAUUAAAUAGCACCCAAGUGGACUCUGAAUUUUCAGUCGAGGAAGAUAAAGAAUUAAAUAGCACCCAAGUGGACUCUGAAUUUUCAGUCGAGGACAAUAAAGAAUUAAAUAGCACCCAAGUGGAUUCCGAAUUUUCAGUCGAGGAAGAUAAAGAAUUAAAUAGCACCCAAGUGGACUCAGAAUUUUCAGUCGAGGAAGAUAAAGAAUUAAAUAGCACCCAAGAGGACUCCGAAUUUUCAGUGCAGGAAGAUAAAGAAUUAAAUAGCACCCAAGUGGACUCCGAAUUUGUAGUCGAGGAAGGUAAAGAAUUAAAUAGGACCCAGGUGGACUCUGAAUUUUCAGUGCAGGAAGAUGUCAGACACAUGGACAUAGAAAUUUCCCUGGCGGAGUUCAGAGAAAAUAAUGGCACCCAGGACGACCGAUACUCAGGUGUUCAAGAACCCAACAGCACCAAUCAGGACCUCUGGACAUCAUCAGAUGAGAUCAUUUCAGAGAGUUUUAAGAAUACUUCCUUUUCUAAUGGCAUUUUCAAUGUUUCAUCUACGGAAAGUAACUCCUCCCACACUAAUAUCCUACUGCCAAACAGCAGUUCAGAGUGGGUUACCCCAGACGUUGAUGAGAGUCUUAAUGAAGUGGUCAUCUAUCUAAAGGACAGCAACAACACUAUGGCCAUUCUCACCACACCUUUGGAUACGCAAGCAAAGAACUGGAGCUAUGAUGGCAAACAUGAGCUGGUGCCAGUGGAGUUCCCAGAUUACAUGAACAAAUACACAACAGACAAGCAGCCAAAUAAUGCAAAAGAAGAGAAGAAAAAAGUACAUCUACAAAGGGUUACACCGAAGAAAGGGCAUGGCAUGAAGACAAAAAAGAGAAAGGAGUACAAACCGCAACUUCGUAGUGACAUCUCUCCACCAAACUUCUCUCCACGGGGUUUUGCUCCUCCUCAGUUAACACCAAGGACUACCACUAUCAGCUUUAGUGAAGAAGACAUGAUGCCAAAAGCCAUAGUCAUAGGCAUUCCCAGGAAUGACUUCAAUGACUAUGAAAUAUAUGUUCCUCAUGACAUGCAGGAUUUUGAUGUUGAUAACACCCCUUCUGACAAAGAAGAAUAUGAAUAUGUUGAAUACAAAAACCCAUAUGCUAAACUGUCAGAAACAGAAACUGACUUAGUUGAUGAAGUAACUAAAUAUUCCUUGCAAAUGGCUGGCAGCAAGUCCAGAGUUUACUUCAUUACUGCUGAAGAAGUUAACUGGGAUUAUGCAGGCUAUGGACAAAGGAGGGAAGAUAAAGCCUCAGUGAAGGAGAGGCCCAUGAUGUUCAAGAAAGUGCUGUACAGGUCAUAUUUGGACAGCUCCUUUACAACCCCAGACACUCGUGGAGAAGUCGAUGAGCAUCUUGGCAUCAUGGGUCCAGUCAUUAAGGCUGAAGUUGAUGAAACCAUAUAUAUAGUGUUCAGAAAUCUUGCCAGCCGCCCAUACUCAUUGCAUGCAAAUGGGGUGUCAUAUAGCAAAAAUAUGGAGGGGCUGAAUUAUGAAGAUGACUCACCUUACUGGUACAAGUAUGAUGAUGCAGUUCAACCCAAUGCAACAUUUACAUAUAUUUGGACAGUAAAUGACAAAGUGGGGCCAAUAAAUGGUGAAUCUGACUGCCGAAUAUGGACCUACUACUCUGCUGUAAAUCCUGAGAGAGACAUCCAUUCUGGACUGAUUGGGCCUCUUCUGAUUUGUCGGAAGGGCACCCUGGCUAAAAAUCCAGUAGACACACAAGAAUUUAUGUUACUUUUUAUGACAUUUGAUGAGAACAAGAGCUGGUACUAUGAGCGAAACUGGGAGAUUCUCAAGAAGACAAACAAAAAAGCAACAAUGGACCCAAAUUUCAAUAACAAUAUCAAAUUCCAUGCUAUCAAUGGAAUUAUAUACAGUCUUAAAGGACUCCGCAUGUAUGCUAAUCAGCUGGUAAAUUGGCAUCUUAUAAACAUGGGCUCUCCAAAAGACUUCCACAGCAUUCAUUUUCAUGGCCAAACCUUCUGUAACAAGCAUAAUGACCCCCAUCGUCAGGGAGUAUAUCCACUUUUACCAGGAGGUUUUGCAACUCUGGAGAUGUGGCCAUCAAAGCCGGGGCUCUGGAUGUUGGAGUCUGAGGUCGGAAUCUCCCAGCAGAGAGGGAUGCAGACCCUAUUUUUAGUGUUAGACAAUGUAUGUGACCACCCUCUUGGUCUGAGUUCUGGAGCUGUUAAAGACAGCCAAAUAACAGCAUCAGAUUCUAGAGGCUACUGGCUUCCCAAUUUGGCCAGACUGUACAAUACAGGAAAAUACAAUGCGUGGAGUACAACAAAGCCAGACCCGUGGAUUCAGGUAGACUUCCAACGGCCAGUGGUGAUCAGUAAAAUAGCCACACAGGGAGCCAAACAACUCUUCACAUCUCACUUUGUUCUGAACUACACAAUUUUCUACAGUACAGACCGCAAAAAAUGGAGUUGGUAUAAGGGAGACAGCAAAACUUCAAGAAAGACUUUUGAAGGCAAUACGGAAGCCCAUGAAGUGAAGGAGAAUAUAUUCUUCCCACCUAUUAUUAGCCGUUAUGUGAGGCUUUACCCCUCACAUUCAUAUAAUUAUCCAACUGUUCGCAUGGAGUUCUUUGGAUGUGAGUUAGACGGGUGUUCUGUACCCUUGGGAAUGCAGAGUGGACUUAUAAGUGAUCAUCAGAUCACAGCCAGUUCUGUUGCUUCCAACUGGUAUUCUAGCAUGUGGCAGCCAUGGUUGGCCCGUCUUGAUAAACAAGGAUCCCUCAAUGCUUGGCAAGCCAAGAGUAAUGACAUGCAUCCAUGGCUCCAGAUAGAACUAAAGGAUGUCAAGAAGAUCACUGGAAUUGUUACCCAGGGAGCAAAGUCACUGAAUACAGAGAUGUUUGUAACCACUUAUGUUUUAGAGUACAGUGAUGAUGGCAAGAAAUGGAACAAGUACUCAGAUAAUGAGGACUAUGAAGUAAAGACAUUCAUGGGAAACUCUGAUAACAAUAGCCAUGUGAAAAAUUAUAUCUACCCUCCAAUAUUCUCCAGAUUUAUCAGAAUUAUUCCUACAAAAUGGCAGAACGCUGCCACUAUGAGGGUUGAACUACUGGGCUGUGAUUUUGCAUAAUGACCAUUCAUCUUUGUUUCAUUCUUCUGUACUAAGUCCACACAUUUUGGAUAUUCAUUUUCUAUAUUUGUAUCUAAUGUUUGCCACUGAUAAUUCUGUAUUAAAAUUACCAAUGCAUAUCAGAGAAAA
Molecule: messenger RNA, 6960 nt
Organism: Pangasianodon hypophthalmus (striped catfish)
Lineage: Eukaryota; Metazoa; Chordata; Actinopteri; Siluriformes; Pangasiidae
Gene: f5
Product: coagulation factor V
Exons: 25
Coding region: 76-6831 (2251 amino acids)
Molecular function (GO): oxidoreductase activity; copper ion binding
Source: RefSeq, a predicted model, not a curated record